AUGUCAUCAUCGUCGUCUUUGAUAGAUCUACCACGAGAAGUAAUUUAUUUAAUUUUUCAAUAUCUUAAUAAAGAACAUAUUGCUUAUGCAUUCUUUGGAUUAAAUAAAUAUUUUACAUCAGCUGUAAAAUAUUUUAUUGGUCAAGAACUUAAUUUAACAAAAGUUCAUAAUGAAAAAAUAUUUCAAUUUUGUUUAUCAAUUCUUUUACCAUCAAUUGGAUGUAAUCUUCAAUGUUUAUCAAUUGGUUAUCCAUAUACAUUAUCAACAUAUAUUAAAUAUAUUCAAAAUUAUUGUUCUAAUUUGGAUAUACUUAAUAUUUAUUGUUAUUCAGAUAUAGAAGAUAUACGUUCUUAUGUAACUUAUUUAAUACAUCAACAAUUAAUGUCAUUUAUUUUAAUGUAUAAUAAUAAAAUUAUUGGUGAAGAAUUAAGUAUUCGUUUAAUUAAUAACUAUGAAGAUGAAGAAUAUCGUGCUAUACCAUUAACAUCUUUUCUUAUUUUAAAUUUAUCAUCUAUGAAUGAUUUAAUUUUAUUAAAACGAUUUUCUGAAAGUAGUUAUUUAUCGAAUGGUUUAUAUAUGAUUGAAUGUUUAUCAACUGGUGAAUGGUUUACAGAUGGUAAAGACGAUUUAUGUAUUAUGUCGAAAAAACUUCAUCGUGAUAGUAUUUUUUCUAUUAAACAAAUUGAUGUUGAUCGAUGUUCUCGAGAAUAUGAAUUAUAUAAUGAAGGAACUCAACGUCGUUUAACAGUUUUAAUACCAUAUGAAGAAGGAGAACGUUGGAUAUCUUCAUCAAUUCUUUCGACACAUCGAAAAGAAUCUUCACAUACAUGUUCAAGUUUUACAUUUGAAAAAAUUGGAAAUGAUAAUCAAUUUUAUAUUCGACCAUGUUAUGCAAAUGCUAGACGACUUCAAGUAUCUGGUAAACGAAUUAUUGUAUCUUUGUGUGAUAAUCAAAAUACAUUAAAUCAUUGUUUUAGACUUAAUUAUAUAUCAUAA
Molecule: messenger RNA, 996 nt
Organism: Rotaria sordida
Lineage: Eukaryota; Metazoa; Rotifera; Eurotatoria; Philodinida; Philodinidae
Source: the annotation of a GenBank genome assembly